This is a messenger RNA of Aspergillus uvarum CBS 121591, 678 nucleotides long. RefSeq names its product SBDS family protein. The coding region runs from base 337 to 678 and encodes 113 amino acids. The transcript is spliced from 3 exons. NCBI's taxonomy places the organism in Eukaryota, Fungi, Ascomycota, Eurotiomycetes, Eurotiales, Aspergillaceae. The record is from RefSeq and is a predicted model, not a curated record.
AUUAACUCACAAGCAUCGAGUAUCUCAAGACCCAAACAAUUGAGCUCUUCAUCAACACGAUAUCCCACCUUUCUCGCGACUCCGUAUUUGCCUGAUUGACCGACACCUUGACAGUCUGUUUCGGGUAACAUCUUAGUGACGUCAUCAACCAGCCCCUCCUCCAUACUCCAUCCGACUACUACUUCAACUACUUUAUCUCACUUCUCCCCACCCCGCCUUCUCUUAUUCUCCUCCAGUAUCGACAGUCAAAUCUGCCUACUACGAGGAAGUCUCAGUGCCAACUAUCUUCUCCAAAGUACUCAAUUGAUUUACCAUCAACCCUUCCAAUCCAUCAAAAUGCCUCGCGCCGUUGAGCAAACUUCGAAGAUGUUCUACAAGGGAUCAUCUGAUGACUUCGUCAUCUUUGUCGACGACAACGACGUCGUGAACAAGUGGCGCAACGACCGCUCCAUCCCCCUGGCCGACGUGGUCAACGGCUUCAAGAUCUUUGUCACCCACAAGCACGGUGCCCAGGGUAUCCUAGACAACGCCAGCAAGUCAAGCCUCCAGAACGAGUUCGGCACCGACAACGAGGACGACUGCUUGAUCAAGAUUUUGGAGAAUGGUGAAUUCCAGAGCUCUCAGUCCCGUGAGCGUCAGGAUGACACCAACUUCGCCAACGGCCCUGCUCUUCGAUAG